AUGAUCGGCCUUGCAUUUUUCACUUUCUCAUUCAUAGCAUUUCUCUUGUACUUCCUCAUUUUCCCCACCAUCAACUACUUCCGCGACCCAAAAGGAUUACGAAAAUUACCACAACUAUCGAUAUGGUCCGGGAUAUCAGACCUCCCGUACAUGAGAGCAUCCCAGAGAGGGUUCCGCUCUCAUACUGUUCUUGAGGCGCAUAAAAAUCACCCAGUUCUUCGAAUCGGGCCCAACUCGCUUUCGUAUAGCGACGUCAGGGCAAUUAAGGACAUUUAUGGACAUGGGACGACGUGUAUCAAAGAUAAUUUUUAUGUUGAAGUUGGAGGCACCCAUACUCAUCUUGCCGAUGUUGUUGAUAAAUCGGAACACGCUCGCAAAAGAAAGGUUCUUUCCAACGCAUAUGCCGUGAAGAACCUGGAAGAAUGGGAGUAUAAGGUCUCUGAUAUGACUGAUCGAUUGAUUAAAGCUUUCGAUGACCUCUGUACCUCACCCUUGAAAGAAGGCACAUUAACAGAUAAGAGUGACCUCAUAGUCGACUAUCGCAUGUGGAGCAACUUGUUUACCAUUGCUGCUAUUGCGAAUAUUGGCUUGAGUGAGGAUAUUCGCUUUCUUGAAAAUGGCGAUGACCUUAUCGCAUCUGAGAGGAUGGACGGAGCCAUUAAAAAGGUACAUUUCCGAGAGUGUCUCUACAAUACAGCUGUCGCCCAGUCUAAUCUAGUCUGGUCUUAUGACUGGUUCAAAACUCUUACCAGAAUAAGCAAAGUUGUCUCUUCUUCUUACCGCCAGAUGUGGCGGCUGAGCGAUGACUGGAGUGGGGUUGUCUACAAUCGUGCUACUACUCGAAUGAAACGAUAUGAAAAUGGAGAGAAACUGGACGACUUCUUCUCUGUUCUCAUGAAUGAUAAGAAUGGGCAGCCCCAUAAUCUUGAAUGGGGUGAGAUUGUCUCAGAAAUCAGCAUCAUGAUGAAUGCUGGAUCGGAUACUACAGCUAUCGCUACAAAUGCCACAUUGUAUCUUCUCUUGAAGAAUCCAACCUGUCUUCAAAAGCUACGGGACGAGGUUUCAUCUGUUCUUGACCCCAAUGAAACAGUUGCUGCUUACGAUAAGAUCCGUCACCUGCCUUACUUGCGUGCUUGCAUCGAUGAAGCCCUGCGCAUUUACCCUCCUGUCUCAAUGAAUCUCCCUCGUCGCACGCCUCCGGAAGGCGCAACAAUUCUAGAUGAAUUCGUUGCCGGCGACACCUCUGUGAGCAUUUCCGCUUAUGUGGUGCAUCGAGACCCGGCGAUUUUUCCCGAGCCUGAGACAUAUCGACCGGAACGUUGGCUUGGAGAAGCAGGGAAGGAGCUUCAGCCUUACUUUGUGGCUUUCAGUGCUGGUGCUCGAGGUUGUAUUGGUCGGAAUAUCAGUUAUCUGGAACAGACCGUGCUCCUUGCGUCUUUGGUGAAUCGGUUCGAAUUCGCGCUUCCUUCACCGGACUGGAAACCUACGAUUCGGGAGACUACCAACCUGAACUUUGGUCCUAUGCCCCUGAAAGUAUGGCGUAAGACUAUGGCCUGUGCUUGA
This is a messenger RNA of Penicillium malachiteum, 1563 nucleotides long. Its product is annotated as cytochrome P450. The record is from RefSeq and is a predicted model, not a curated record. The transcript has a single exon. NCBI's taxonomy places the organism in Eukaryota, Fungi, Ascomycota, Eurotiomycetes, Eurotiales, Aspergillaceae. Bases 1 to 1563 code for a protein of 520 amino acids. Gene Ontology annotation, molecular function: monooxygenase activity; oxidoreductase activity, acting on paired donors, with incorporation or reduction of molecular oxygen; iron ion binding.